Molecule: messenger RNA, 2547 nt
Organism: Vigna radiata var. radiata (mung bean)
Lineage: Eukaryota; Viridiplantae; Streptophyta; Magnoliopsida; Fabales; Fabaceae
Product: CSC1-like protein HYP1
Exons: 12
Coding region: 229-2361 (710 amino acids)
Cellular component (GO): plasma membrane
Molecular function (GO): calcium-activated cation channel activity
Source: RefSeq, a predicted model, not a curated record
CUUGUGUUUUUUUCAUCACCUCACUGCACACACGUUUCUCUCUUUUGCUUCAUUUCCAGGUGCUGGUGCUGAAGUAGUGGCCUUUCUAUAUGGUUGUUGGUUGGUUGCUAUGUUUGAUUUCCAAAUUAUUCAACCAUGAAGGGGUCCAAUUUGUUUGAUUUCUUCUAGCGUACAGUGGUGUUAUUGGGUGCAAAAGUCAAUCUGCUGGUUCCAAACCAAGUUUCAACAAUGAUUCUUUCUGCCCUUUUAACUUCUGUGGGAAUUAAUCUUGGCCUCUGUUUUUUAUUUUUCACCCUAUAUUCUGUAUUGAGAAGGCAGCCUGGUAAUAUCACUGUCUAUGCGCCACGCCUAGUUGCUGAAGGAAAAGUUAAAGAGGGUGGCCAUUUUAACUUGGAAAGAUUGUUACCUACUGCUGGUUGGGUGAAGCAGGCAUGGGAGCCUUCUGAGGACGAAUUUUUAUCAUCUUCAGGCCUAGAUGCUUUUGUUUUCAUGCGCAUAUUUAUCUUUAGUUUGAAAGUAUUUGCUGUUGGUGGACUUAUUGGUAUGUUUGUUCUUGUUCCAAUUAAUUAUGCGGGGAGUCAACUUAGUGACGAUUCGGAUUUUCAGCACAAGUCUCUGGAUUCGUUCAGUAUUUCUAAUGUUAAUAAUGGUUCAAACAGGUUAUGGGUCCACUUUUCGGCUGCAUAUAUUUUCACUGGAAUUGUUUGCUAUCUUCUUUAUUGUGAGUAUUUGUACAUUUCAUCCAAAAGAAUUGCUUAUUUCUAUUCAUCCAAGCCUCAACCUCAGCAGUUUACCUUAUUAGUCCGUGGUAUUCCUGUUCCACCUGGAAGUACAUGUCAUGAUACUGUUGAGCGUUUUUUCCUAGAGUAUCACCCUUCCACAUAUCUCUCACAUUCGGUGAUCCGCCGAAACAACAAACUUCAAAGUCUUGUUAAUGAUGCAGAUAAACUGUACAAAAAGCUUACCAAUCUGAAACAAAACAAUGAUGCUCCUAAAAGGCACCGACGAGAUGGCUGUUUGGGAAUUUGUGGCCGCAAAGUCGAUAUUGUAGAUCACUAUGAAAGGAGAUUGGGUGAUAUAGAAGAUAAUGUGAGACUGGAACAGUCCUCUCUAGAAGCAAAGGAAGUUCAAGCUGCCUUUGUCUCAUUUAAGACACGGUUUGGUGCUGCAAUAGCUUCGCGCAUUCAAGAAAGUGUCAAUCCCACAGAAUGGGUUACUGAGAAAGCUCCUGAGCCUCAUGAUGUUUAUUGGCCUUUCUUUACCGUUUCAUUCCUCAAAAGAUGGAUCAGCAAGGUGGUAGUCUUUGUUGCCUGUACUUCUAUUACGGUUCUCUUUUUGAUUCCAGUUGCAAUAGUACAAGGUCUUACCCAUCUUGAUCAAUUGGAGACGUGGUUCCCCUUUUUGAAAGGCAUACUAAGACUGUCAGUUGUUAGUCAAAUUAUAACAGGAUACCUUCCCAGUUUGAUUCUUCAGCUGUUUCUGUCAUUUGUUCCACCUAUUAUGGUUAUGCUUUCAUCCAUGCAAGGAUACAUUUCAUGGAGUCAAAUACAAAAGAGUGCAUGCACUAAAGUAUUAUGGUUUACUGUCUGGAACAUCUUCUUUGCCAAUGUACUAUCAGGGUCAGCUCUCUAUCGAGUGAACGUCUUUCUUGAGCCAAAAGAGAUUCCCAGAAUACUAGCGGAAGCUGUACCAUCCCAGGCAUCCUUCUUCAUAGCAUAUGUUGUAACUUCUGGAUGGACCACUAUAGCAUCAGAACUAUUUCAAUUGACUACACUUCUUUCCAAUUUUAUGAGCAAAACUUUUUGUAGAAAUAAUGGUGAUUUUGAUCCCCCUUCAAUACCUUACCAUAGUGAAAUUCCCAGGAUUCGUCUCUUUGGUCUUCUUGGUGUAACAUACUUCAUCCUUGCUCCUUUGAUACUGCCAUUUCUCUUAGUCUACUUUUGUAUGGGAUACAUCAUUUAUCGUAACCAGCUGUUGAAAGUUUAUGUGCCAAGGUUUGAAACUGGAGGAGAGUUUUGGCCUACAGUGCACAACUCCACAAUUUUUUCUUUGGUACUGAUGCAUAUAAUAGGCAUUGGUAUUUUUGGCUUGAAGAAACUUCCCCUUGCAUCCAUAUUGACUAUUCCUCUUCCAAUUCUCACACUGCUAUUCAAUGAGUAUUGCCAGAAACGGUUUUUCCCUAUAUUCAAGGAUUACCCUGCAGAGUGUUUGAUUAAGAAGGACAGAGCAGAUCAGAACCAGCAUAAUAUGAUAGAAUUUUAUGAUGAAUUGGCCAAUGCAUACAAUGAUCCAGCUCUGAUGCCAAAGAAGUAUUCUGAGAGACCUGAUAGUCAGAGAUCUCCACUUCUGAAUAGUUCAUAGCUACCUUCCUAUGGCCUUGGCUAAAACUCCUAACAAGUUUAUUUGAUUGUCCUUUGGAUGUCUGUAGUGUUCUUUGUAAAUUGUUGGAUUUGAUAAUGUCUGAAGUGUUCUUGUAAAUGGUUGGAGUUGAUAAUGUGUGUUUGUAACGAGUGCAGAAACUUGUAAUAUCAGUAUAAGCAAUUGCAA